Messenger RNA from Saprolegnia parasitica CBS 223.65, 885 nucleotides. RefSeq lists its product as hypothetical. Gene Ontology annotation, cellular component: vacuolar membrane. Gene Ontology annotation, biological process: L-cystine transport. The transcript has 2 exons. The record is from RefSeq and is a predicted model, not a curated record. Bases 1 to 885 code for a protein of 294 amino acids. Lineage: Eukaryota; Oomycota; Saprolegniomycetes; Saprolegniales; Saprolegniaceae. Gene Ontology annotation, molecular function: L-cystine transmembrane transporter activity.
AUGUCCACCACAGAGACUCCUUCGCUGACGCAAGCGCCGCUCUCGUCCAUCCGCGGCCCCGUGGCAUGGGUCCAGCGCAACGGCGUCGCGAUUGGCGUCGCCGUCAUUGCGGUCGUCGGCUUUGGUCUCGGCUUUGGUCUCGACGCCAACGACAACGUGCCCGCGCCGUACAACCGCAUCUCGUCCAUCAUCGGCUGGACCUACUUUGCGUGCUGGAGCGUGAGCUUUUGGCCGCAGAUCUUCCUCAACUGGCGCCUCAAGAACGUCGAAGGUCUCUCGAUCGACUUUAUCGCGUACAACAUUGUCGGCUUCUCGUGCUACACGGUGUACAACUCGUCGUUCUUCUGGAGCGAGUCGGUCCAGGAAGAGUACAAGGCGCUCCACAACGGGUCGCCCAACUCGGUGCAGGUCAACGACGUCUUCUUUGGCAUCCACGCCGUCGCGAGUCUCAUUGCGCUCGCGCUCACGAUCAUCGCGGCCUUCCUCAUCGUCCACCUCGCGUCGCCGUCGAGCUCGUUCUUCACCAAGCUCAACUUCCUCUACCUCCUCAGCUACGUCAAGCUCGCCAUCUCGCUCGUCAAGUACGUGCCGCAGGCGUACCUCAACUACAAGCGCCAAUCGACCAUCGGCUGGACCAUCUACAACGUGCUUCUCGACUUUUCGGGCGGCCUCCUCUCGAUCGUGCAGCUGCUCAUGGACGGCGCGUCGACGCACGACUGGUCCUCGGUCACGGGCAACCCGGUCAAGUUUGCGCUCGGGUUCGCGAGCAUGUUCUUUGACGUCAUCUUCAUGACGCAGCACUACAUUCUGUACCGCCACUCCAACUCGGCCGAUCAGCUCGAGGUCAAGGCCGGCCACGCCAACUCGCCCUUCCUCAAGGUCUAA